AUGAAAGGUUGUUAUAAUGAGGAGCUCACAGAAGGUACAGAGCGGUCCGUAAAAGGUGACUUUAAGAUUGACAGGAUCGAGAAAAAACUCACUUUAUAUGGCUUCGGUGAGGCGGCCGAUCAAUCAAAGGAAUUGUUUAUACUCGGCGCCUUGUACGUUCAGACUCGUUUAGUUUGGCUCCGUGUAUUCGUCGUGGUAGACGCCACUACCCCCCCUCCCUCCCCUCACUAUGUUCCCUUGUCUCCUCCUGUACGUGUUCUUCAUGAGACAGCCCACUUACAUCCAGAGUUCGUGCUGUUGUAUGGCAUAUCACGAGUGUUAUCACUUACGCACGCUCGGCCCGGACCGAUGAGGUCUCUGGAGAGACGAUCAAACAUAAAGCAGAACGGAUUACAGACGCUGGUCUCCGGAGAGAGGCUCUGGUUAAGAUAA
Messenger RNA from Danaus chrysippus (African queen), 432 nucleotides. The record is from the annotation of a GenBank genome assembly. Lineage: Eukaryota; Metazoa; Arthropoda; Insecta; Lepidoptera; Nymphalidae.